AUGACACAGCCGGGUCCCAGCCGUGUCGCAACCCGCUGGGCGGUUCGCAUCAUCCCAUGCUUCAUCGUCGCUGCCUUUGCGUUUGCUAAAUACGCCGUCAUCGCUCACCUCUGUGUCGACUAUCUGUAUCGCCAGCACCACGAGCGCGGUCUCGCCAUUGCUUUGAUUGUCCUGUACUUUGUCUUCUUCCUCCUCGCCCUUGCCGCCUACGCGAGAACAGUAUACACGACACAGACCGACCCGGGCCUUGUCCCAUGGUCCGAGCGACGCCAGCGAGUGCACAAUGAACGCAAGGCCCUCCCUCACAAGGAGAGGGAAGACCUCGAAUCGCAGUCAUGGUCUACCCCCGAUCUGAGCCCCGAUAGCCCCGGCCUCGAGUCCUUCUAUACCAAGACCAUGUACAUCUGUGAACCGGACGGCCGCCCCAGGUGGUGCUCCCUCUGUUGGAGCUGGAAGCCUGAUCGUUCACACCAUUCGAGCGAGCUGGGCCGUUGUGUUCGCAAGAUGGAUCAUCUCUGCCCCUGGGUGGGGGGAAUGGUCUCCGAGACUUCUUUCAAUUUCUUCGCCCAAUUCACCUACUGGGUCUCCAUGUAUCUAGCGGUCUGCGUUGCGACCGCUGGAUACUGUCUGCACAAGCAAAUACAGGCCUCGGACCCGCUGGAUUGGCGUGUAGUCGUCAUUCUUGCGCUCUCCGGGCUGUUCGGUCUUUUCGCCUUUGGCAUGUCCAUGACAUCCACGCGCUACAUUGUGGAGAAUAUUACGAAUAUCGAUGUAUUUAAGAGGCGGGCGGUGCAUUACAUUGCCAUCCGCGUCCCUCGUGGGACUCCGUCGACAGCCAGCUACCAAACAGUCACCUUCCCGCUACCUGGUCCUCCCGGCACAGAGCCACACUCUCCGGCGAAUGGAUUCACGCCAUCGAGUCGAGACCGGCAGGCCGUACGGACAUUCGCGAUCGUUAAGACAGAGCCCGGGGAGAACCCAUUCGAUCUGGGCUACUGGCGCAACUUCAAGGCAGUCAUGGGAAACAACAUCUUCGAAUGGCUUCUGCCCAUCAAGCAUUCCCCCUGCUGCAAUCACGAUAACCCGGAGAGCUUCUACGAGUUUGGGUCGCUCAUCGAGGAGCUCAAGGAGCGCCAUGGGCUGCCACAAGGUCAUCGACGGCGCCACUCUCGAGCCGAUGAGGUAGAGAUGGUCGAGAGAAGGCCCUCUCGAGAUUAA
Clonostachys rhizophaga is the source of this 1218-nucleotide messenger RNA. Lineage: Eukaryota; Fungi; Ascomycota; Sordariomycetes; Hypocreales; Bionectriaceae. The record is from the annotation of a GenBank genome assembly.